AUGCCGUUCCACCUCCUCAUCCUCCUCCUGGCACUGUCAUGCGCCACGCAGGGCGCCAACGCCGCGGCGUGCGACCCGACCACCGGCUUCAUCACCGUGCCACUCACCGAUGCUCAGCUCCCGGUGCAGAGGCCGUACGACGUGCCGCUGGAACAGCGGUACGAGCUCGUGAAUGGCAUGCGGCGGAUGUGGGUGUACUGCACUGACAAGCCUCAUAGCCCAGCCAGCCACGCCAAGCCACGAACAGAAAUCCGCAUGCAAAACUACAGCUCAGGCGUGUGGCAGUUCGAGGGGUACGCCUACGUGCCCUCGGGCACGACAGGGGUGUCCAUCAUGCAGGUGUUCGGCGCGGCGAAGCACGCGACGACGCUGAUGCUGCACGUCUACAGCGGCGCGCUGGUGUACUAUGACGACUGGACGCGGGUGGUCGACGGAGGCAUCUACGACCGGUGGUUCAGGCUCAACGUGAUCCACGACGUCGGCGGCGCAGGGACGCUCACCGUGUUCAUCGAUGGCCAGGAGCGGCUGCGCGUAGCGGGACGCGGCGGCGACAUACACUACUUCAAGUUCGGUGUGUACACUCAGACGGCCCCCUCGCACCUGAUGGAGUCGCGCUGGAGAGACGUCAGGCUCUUCACCAAGGAAGCCUAUUGAAAGCAAGCAAGUGGCAUAAUGUUUAACGAGCCGAUUAGCUAACCCGAUUCCUGUU
This is a messenger RNA of Triticum dicoccoides, 709 nucleotides long. Its product is annotated as citrate-binding protein-like. The transcript is spliced from 2 exons. Bases 1 to 654 code for a protein of 217 amino acids. The record is from RefSeq and is a predicted model, not a curated record. Lineage: Eukaryota; Viridiplantae; Streptophyta; Magnoliopsida; Poales; Poaceae.